Messenger RNA from Ixodes scapularis (black-legged tick), 1928 nucleotides. It is a transcript of the gene Rab26, whose product is annotated as ras-related protein Rab-37. Lineage: Eukaryota; Metazoa; Arthropoda; Arachnida; Ixodida; Ixodidae. Gene Ontology annotation, molecular function: GTPase activity; GTP binding. Gene Ontology annotation, cellular component: endosome; Golgi apparatus. The transcript is spliced from 8 exons. The coding region runs from base 202 to 957 and encodes 251 amino acids. The record is from RefSeq and is a predicted model, not a curated record.
GUUCGCUUUCGUCUGCUCGACGCCGACGGAGCGCUCCGAUGUUUCCGGCGUAGUCUCAGCGACCGAGAUGGUGUGCUUCAUAACGCGCGCUUGAAACAAACAUCCAUGUUGUGGUUUCUGCUCCGCUUUUCGAUCCAAACGAAGCGCGUUUCUCUGGCCUGCGGGCGUCCGGUGAGAUAAAGGAAAGGGCUCCGUCUCAAAAUGUCUUCAAACCCGGCGUCACCGACGGCGCGGUCUCCGUCAGCCAGUGGGCCUUCGUCGCCGUGCAGAACGGCGGCUGCCGUGUCGAAUGGCAACGGGGCAGCGGUCCGAAGGGCCUUCAUGCGGCAUUCGUCCAUCAGCAGUGUGGAAGCCUACGAUGUCGCAUUCAAGCUCAUGCUGGUGGGAGACUCCGGCGUGGGCAAGACGUGCGUGUUGAUCCGCUACAAGGACGGAGCGUUCCUGAGCGGGGCCUACAUAUCCACCGUCGGCAUGGACUUCAGGAACAAAGUGGUCAGCGUAGAUGAGUGCAAGGUCAAGCUUCAGAUCUGGGACACGGCUGGUCAGGAGCGGUUUCGCAGCGUCACGCACGCUUAUUACAGGGACGCCCACGCUCUGCUGCUUCUCUAUGACGUCUCGAACAAGACUAGCUUCGACAACACGAGGGCGUGGCUGGGCGAGAUCAACGAAUACGCCCAGGACGACGUGGUCAUCAUGCUCAUCGGCAACAAGGCCGACAUCCAGCAGGACAGGCAGGUUCGCUACGAGGACGGGGAGAGGCUCGCCAGGGAGUACGGCGUGGCCUUCAUGGAGACCAGUGCCAAGACAGGGGCCAACGUGGAGCUUGCCUUUAUGGCCGUGGCCAGGGAGUUGAAGCAACGAAUGUCCCGGACCACCCACGGCCCCGGCCGCUUCAACAUGUCAGAGUACAUCCGCCAGGAGAGCCAGGUGAAGUCGAACGGCUGCUGCAGCAGUUAGGGAUGGCGCCUCAGGAACAGACUGCCCUUCUAGCACGCCGCCGGUCCGGCUGCAGUCCCGACGCGCGCCGCCUGCCGCCCGCCCACCGCCCCGAAGGCCUACCACGAGGAACGCUGCAGCGAGAGUUCGAGAGCACGUUGGCCGUGGCGUCGUUCACCGAGGGUGCACCAACAUGGCGCGGUGCAGCUCCCAGUGUACCUCCAUCGACACUGGCCAUUCGUCAGCAUCGUGCCAUGGAUCCAGCGGUGGUCUGUACAGAUGCCCGGCAAAGGAGUGUUGGCAUGCGGAAGGGGUGCACCAGGAAGGCGCGCGAUGGUUUCCAGUGUCUUUAACGGGUCUUCGUCAAGAUGGUUCAAUCGGCCGCUUGUCACGGAGAUAACGAAGACUACACGCUGGAGGAACUACCAAGAGAUCAUCUGGGGUGUCUCUGCUGGUGUAUCAGAAUGGCUCGCUGCUGAUUGUUGUGUUUGUUUUGGUGGGUGACGUGGCAAGUUAUCGGCCUCCUAACGGAUGUACCAAGGUGACGCGUUCCGCUCUGGAACUCGGUGGCAGCCCCCUCUAGGAAGCACCAAAAGAGGACUCCCUGUGUCAACUCGCCGAGUGAGAGUGCACGUACGAGAACUUGGGAUUUCUACAACCAAUCAGCUGCAUCGAGUGGUGUCGCAAAUGAGAGGUGGCAACAUGGCGGCGCACUUAGGGCACUCCUCGUGCCACCUUGGAGAUGGAGGAACCCGCUCCACAAAUCUUCAGCAGGUGUACCAAGAUGGCGCGCCGGGUUGGAGCUUGACGGCGGCGUCCGGAAGGGCAGACCAAGAUGGCGACGCGGCACGCUUGUUGCGAACGCGGUCAUCGUUGUCUAGGUAGCCUAGGGAAAAGCCGUCGUUCCACGUUGCCCGAAGUGCGUGAUAUUACGGUUAAGCAGGGUAGGAAAUAUUAUGGUUUGGGGGACUUAAAGCAAUAUCACCCAGGUU